AUGGAUGGUAGCUACCACCGUCUCUUCCCAAUCUACUAUCGCAAGCAUGACAAGACGUCCGAGUCAAGUCUCUUGUCAAUCGUAUGGAUCGUGCAUCCAGUGGUCGCCCUGUUCCGUGUCAACAAGUCACAAGCACACUCGAUUGUCGCACUCUUCCCAGUGUUUUGGAAAAAGUCAUCCCUUUGCAACGGCAACGACAAGUUCCAUCUAUCGCUACUCUACAUUGUGCCACGAUUCGGCUUCAUUGACUAUGCCAUCGAAGAGUCACCAAGUGGCGACGAGAUUGGUAUGCGCUUUUACAUCCUCCUACUCUACUUUUUGGCCCGUGAGGAUGGUCGCACCUACGUCAGUCUCAUCUACCUUGUUCAUCCCAAGGCAUCGUUGUUGCGCGGUUGUUUCACUGCCAGUAAAUCCAAACUGUUCAUGUUCCCCUUUAUCUACUAUAAACGUGACACUGCUAAACUCAAAAUGGCCCUGUCAAUCGUUUGGAUUGGUAACCCUCGAUUUGGAUUCAUCUCAUACUGGUCUCAAAAUGACGGUCAGUACACUCAUUUCCACAUCCCACUCGUUCUCUGGAUAUCGUCGAUUGACGAGUACUAUCAAUGGGGUGUAUUCUGGAUCGCGUGUGCCAAGGCUAGUCAGUCUGGUAACCCAUUCACCAACCAAAACCUUCCCAAUGGAUGCUCACGUAUUUCGAGUGUCUAUUACCCCGUUUCACUCUUUAUGUACUAUUCCGAUGGUCAGAACCUUUCCCAUCACCUCAUGCCAAUCUAUAGGUACCGAUACAAGACACGUGACGAAGCAGCCGUUCUCUGGGUGCUCCUCGGUGCCGUCUAUCUCCUCGACAAACAAGAUAUCACCGAGUUUAGAUUCUUUUAUCGUUGGAUCAAGGUCAAGUCGUCCGAGACUGUCUUUGUCCUCGAAGUCAACCCAUUCGUCUCGAUUCGUCGCAAACACGGUAAAUCCCGUGUCCUCAUCCUUGGUGGAAUGUGUGGUGUCAAGGACAGUACCUACGGUUCAGGUUCUACAUGUAAUUUCUGUUGUAUCGAAUGUUAA
Molecule: messenger RNA, 1056 nt
Organism: Cavenderia fasciculata
Lineage: Eukaryota; Evosea; Eumycetozoa; Acytosteliales; Cavenderiaceae
Exons: 1
Coding region: 1-1056 (351 amino acids)
Source: RefSeq, a predicted model, not a curated record